GUGUUUAGUGUAACGAAAAAAAAAAAUGGGAAACCUCAAGUCUCUCGCUCUCUUGGCUUUGCUCUUUUCUCUCUCCCUCGCUGUAUUUGCGGACACAUCCAACGCUAAAGAUGAAGUGAAGCCAAGUACUGAAGCAAGCGAUGCCAUAGAGCCGCAACAACGUGAACCUAAACCCGAGAUCGAGGAAGCCCAAGUCGAGGCCAAUGACGCUGUUGUAGAGCCCCAGCAAAUCUGGGGUGGUGGUUGUAGGUUCGGAUGUUGCGGUGGGUGGUGGUAUGGAGGGUGCAUAUACUGCUGCAUGAGUCAAGCCGAGGCCAAGGAAGUUGUGAAAACUGUUGAGCCCCAACAACGCCGUGGAUGUAGGCACGGUUGCUGUGGAAGCUAUGCAUAUGGACAGUGCAGUGCUUGUUGUUCCAAGAAGAUAAUGGCCACGGAGAAAGAGAAGAAGAAGGAAGAAGCUAAGCCAUGAUUUGGCAUGUAACACAAACUCUCUAUGUUUGUAUGCAUGCAAUGUAGACUUAUGUAGACUUAUUAUCCUAAAAAUUAAGAAUAAAUAAUAACUGCUUCUACUAUAAAAUCAUUAUUCAAGG
This is a messenger RNA of Arabidopsis arenosa, 590 nucleotides long. The record is from the annotation of a GenBank genome assembly. Lineage: Eukaryota; Viridiplantae; Streptophyta; Magnoliopsida; Brassicales; Brassicaceae.